GUGCUUUUAGCAGUAGCUGUUUGGAACGCUGAGUGCUUGGUUGCUAGGUCUGCGCUCUGGGGUUCGCUGUCACAGUCUCUCUUCCCGAAGCCCGGAACAGACCGGGCGCGUGCCCGCGUGUAGUGUGUGUGCGUGUUUUGUGAAUGUGAGGGGGACUCAGGGCAGAGACGUCCCCUCGCUGCCUUUUUUUUUUUUUUCCUUUUUAUCCAACCAAGGAGGCAGUUCGCACGCGUGCCUUCCUGUCUCCCGGUUGGGAGCGAGGUUUGUGUGUGGACUAGUUCGUCUUCUUUUUUCCUUUUAAACUUGUGAGCCCGGUUUUCUUUCUUUCUUUUUUUGGACUCAGUGCCGUCUGGGCUGGUUUCCGUGAUCCCUGACUAACCGCUUUCUGCCCGUUCUCUCUCCACCCCCGCCCAGAGUCUCCCCAGCGCCCUCGCCCUUGCCCGGGAGGGUGGGAAGCUUUGUCCCACUCCCUGCCCACCCGCGUCUCCGCAGCCGUAGCCGCACCUGCCUCAAUAUGAAUGGGGUCAGCGACCCACCUCUUUUUAUAAAAGAUAUUAAGCCCGGACUGAAAAACUUAAAUGUCGUCUUUAUUGUCCUGGAGAUAGGACGCGUGACCAAAACCAAAGACGGCCAUGAAGUGAGAUCAUGCAAAGUAGCAGAUAAAACGGGCAGCAUCACUAUUUCCGUGUGGGAUGAAAUCGGAGGUCUUAUACAGCCAGGGGAUAUUAUUCGGUUGACCAGAGGAUAUGCAUCCAUGUGGAAGGGGUGUUUGACACUUUAUACUGGAAGGGGUGGAGAACUUCAAAAAAUUGGGGAAUUUUGUAUGGUUUAUUCAGAAGUGCCAAAUUUCAGUGAACCCAACCCAGAUUAUCGAGGACAACAGAGCAGAGGGGCACACAAUGAACAGAAGAAUAAUUCCAUGAAUAAUAACAUGGGUACAGGUACAUUUGGACCAGUGGGAAAUGGGGUUCAAACUGGCCCAGAAUCAAGGGGAUGCCAAUUUUCAUAUGCUGGUAGAAGCAGUGGCCGGGGACCUACAAAUCCACAACUCCAAGGAACAGCUAAUAAUCAAACAGUCAUGACCACAAUAAGUAAUGGCAGGGACCCUCGGAGAGCCUUUAAGAGAUGACCUAUGCCAAAUACUCACAUGUAGUUUUUAAACUACGUGCCCUACUUGAACACUUACUGCACUUUUAUUUAUCGUUAACUGUGAAAACUAUGUCCUUUAUUGGUUUCCUUUUAUGUUUUUGGUUUGGUAACAAGACUGGUUUGUUUUUGUAGCAAAACUGUUCAGCUGCUCAAGUCUCCUGUUGAAGAAUUUGAAGAACGGGAACACUCUGAAAAGUAGGGGCAUUUAUUUUUAGAGCCGAAAGAUCUCUGGCUAUCCUCUAAAAAGCCUGCACCCAUUUCAUGGGUGAGUUACCUAAGAUAUCAGCAUGAUAGCCUCUAUGAGUCUGUCAUCCGUAUACAUUUUGUAAUACUUAAAAUUAGGCUUAGUUGGAGAUUUUCUUUUGUCUUGAAUUCAGGUAUUGCCAACUAAAGCAAUAACCACUAAGAAAACGCCCGAAAACUCGGUCAGUGCUAAUAGCAGUUUUUGAGUUGGGACUCCAGCAAUGAUUGAUGUCUUCAUUGAGUGACUGCCAUUAAGAUUUUCCAAGGACUGAAUCAUUCUAAACUCUUGUUUUAUUACCAAAAAAUAGAUUUGUCAGACUUAUGGAACAGAAUGGGAACUGUAUGAUAACAAGUAAUUUUUAUAAGAAAGCUGCAUUUAUUUUACAGUAGUUCUAUCAAUAUUUGUUAUCUACUUUGUGCAUUACACUGAAGGAAAAUUUAAAACUCGAGGCCUUGAAUAUUUAUUUUUUGAAACUACCGUGUCAGAUAUUGUGUGAGUUGAGGGAAUUAUAAUAAAGUCAUAAUAAAUGUUGAUUUAAUUAUUAAAAUUAUGGUGGAUAGACAUUAGAGUGAAGGCAAUUCAAAUUGAGUUCAUGUAGAAAUAUGCAGUCUUAAGUCAGAGAGUCCUAGGUACUUGCAGAAACUCGUCCUGAAGUGAAAAUCCUAGGUACUUGCCGCCUUUGAAGAGUGUGUGUGCGCGCGAUGUCAGAGUUCCUGAACACAGUUCACAAAGCCUUAUCAGCAAAAGUUAAAUGGCUCUCUCUACAAAGUGAACACAGCUUUAUUCAGAAUUGUAAAGGUAGAAUUUAUUUAUGUGUUUUAAGUGGUCCGCAGUUCCACUUUUUACUGUAGAGUGGAUAACUGGUAAAUUUUUCUGUUUGUUAGAGUUCAGUUCUUCAGUACUAUCUCUUGAAUAAAAUGUGCAUUAAUGUUAACGGACCUACCUUAUUUUUGCUCUUUGAAUGAUUUAUAGUGGAGAGCCAGCACGCUUUACUGUAGUUGUGAUGAUUAUUACUUCAGCCUGGCGACUGCUUAGCUCUGUAUUUGUCACUGUCUUUUUUCCCUAUCUUAAAUCACAAAUAAGUAAACUCUGUUUUCUAAGAA
Messenger RNA from Suricata suricatta (meerkat), 2496 nucleotides. It is a transcript of the gene NABP1, whose product is annotated as nucleic acid binding protein 1. Gene Ontology annotation, molecular function: DNA binding. Gene Ontology annotation, cellular component: SOSS complex. Lineage: Eukaryota; Metazoa; Chordata; Mammalia; Carnivora; Herpestidae. Bases 515 to 1129 code for a protein of 204 amino acids. The record is from RefSeq and is a predicted model, not a curated record. The transcript has 6 exons. Gene Ontology annotation, biological process: double-strand break repair via homologous recombination; response to ionizing radiation; mitotic cell cycle checkpoint signaling.